UAACAUCCGAUUAGUACCUUAACUGAACCCACCAAGUCUUCCCUCAUCAUUACUCACAAGUCACAUCUAAUUAAGCUGGUGUGAUAGUUAUAGAUUUUUAGACGUUAGAAGAUUGUUCUUUUUUUCUCUCAGCACGAUCAAUCUUUUGAGGAAAUGAUUGCUAACUUAUUAUGAAGGGGGUCUAUCUCUGUAAAAAUCUCAUGUUAUAGUAUGUGCUUUCAUUGUUUUUAGGAUUCCAUAAAUAGUUCGUUUCUUGUGUGUAAUUCAAGUUAUUAACUAUGUAUAUGUACAGAAGCAAUGAAACACACAAAAGGAAUAAUAUAUGCAUAUUAUAUGCACAUGGAAGAAAAGAGGAAGAAGUUAUAGGCAAGAAAAUGAAAUGAUUAUAAAUGAUCCACCACCAAAAGCAAGACAUGAUUUUCUUGCCUGACACGAUCCUCUAUGCUCCACAUUAACUAAAACACACAUUUAUCUAUAAAACAAACCUAUCCGUCUCUCUUUUUGCAUCUCUUUGGAUUGAAUUUAUAUAUAAUUGGUCGGCGACGACUCUGCUUCUCAAUAGAGAAAGUUACGUCUUGAGUCUUGACAGAUAAGAUGAGCGGGAGCACCACCGGCGGUGGAGGUCCGUGCGGCGCAUGCAAGUUUCUCCGGCGGAAAUGCCUGUCGGAAUGCGUUUUCGCUCCAUACUUUGACUCGGAGGAAGGGACGUCUCAUUUCGCGGCCGUGCACAAGGUUUUCGGGGCGAGCAACGCCUCCAAGCUCCUCAUGAUGAUUCCGGAGAGCCGAAGAUUGGACGCCGUAGUCACGCUUUCUUACGAGGCAUUGGCUAGGCUUCGCGACCCCGUCUACGGAUGCGUUGGUCACAUCUUCGCCCUUCAACACCAGGUAAUGAAUCUACAGGCGGAGUUGGCUGACGUACAAACUCAACUCUCAAGCUUACAAGGCCUUGGUCAGGGGAAUCCUCAAAACAAUUCAGCGACGACAGAAGCAGCCUCUUCAUUUAAUGCGCCACUCAUUGCUUCUGUCGUGGAUAACAAAAGCAAUACUGUGUCAUCGUCGUCGUACUCGUCGUCACACAUUAAUUGUAUGCAACGACAAGAACAAAAGGAAGAGUCGAGAGAGUCGGUGGAUCUGAGCACAUUGUUAGGCCUGGAAGAUCCAGCAGAAGAGGAUGGUGAUCUCAACGCUCUUGCCCGUGAGUUCGUCUCUAAGUAUUUGACCGGAGGCCAAUCUUCUCCGAUCUAAACAAUAAUAUGUUAUUAGUAAUUAGGGAUCUCUUCUUGAUAUUUUGUACUAACCAAUAUAAAAUAGGGCGUUAGUAGGA
This is a messenger RNA of Camelina sativa (false flax), 1324 nucleotides long. Its product is annotated as LOB domain-containing protein 31-like. Gene Ontology annotation, biological process: positive regulation of DNA-templated transcription; hormone-mediated signaling pathway. NCBI's taxonomy places the organism in Eukaryota, Viridiplantae, Streptophyta, Magnoliopsida, Brassicales, Brassicaceae. The record is from RefSeq and is a predicted model, not a curated record. Gene Ontology annotation, cellular component: nucleus.